Messenger RNA from Paramormyrops kingsleyae, 1741 nucleotides. RefSeq names its product RNA binding motif protein 7 (gene rbm7). Gene Ontology annotation, cellular component: nucleus. Gene Ontology annotation, biological process: regulation of alternative mRNA splicing, via spliceosome. The record is from RefSeq and is a predicted model, not a curated record. Gene Ontology annotation, molecular function: single-stranded RNA binding. NCBI's taxonomy places the organism in Eukaryota, Metazoa, Chordata, Actinopteri, Osteoglossiformes, Mormyridae.
CAUAACGCAUCGUGAUACGGCAGACAUUGGCGGCAUUUAAAGCAGAUAGUAGCUUGUCGAUGUUGAACGGCCGCGGCCUGAGGGAUCUAAUUUCUACGUUUUGGUUCUCAUCCAUCAUUAAAGGGUUUAAAACAGAAGCUAUACAGGGUAUCUCACUAGCAUGGGUAUAGCGGAUGAAGCCGACCGGACGCUCUUUGUUGGUAAUUUGGAUCCUCAAGUGACGGAAGAGCUCCUCUUUGAGCUGUUUUUACAGGCUGGGCCCUUGAUAAAGGUAAAAAUACCUAAGGACAAUGAUGGAAGGUCUAAACAGUUUGGAUUUAUUAACUUCAAGCAUGAGGUGUCUGUCCCUUACGGGAUGAACCUAUUGAAUGGAACUCGGCUCUUUGGAAGACCUCUGAAAAUACAAUUUCGUGCAGGAAGCAGCCACAUAAGCCAAGAUGGGAGCAGCCCUGGAAGCUUCCAGAACCCCAGUCCCUGUAACACACCUACUCACCGUGGGGGCAGGCAUGACAGAUUGACGGAUGAGAUGGGCUCCCCAUCCUACUCGCCGCCACAGAUCUUGCAGCGCUCCUUUUCAUCCCCGGACAAUCUGCAGAGGCAGGCAGUGAUGAACGCGCGGCAAAUGCAGAUGAAUGGCAGCAUCCAGCAGAACCAGGGACACGGGGGCAGCCCAGGCUACGCAGUCCCGUGGCAGCAGGACAGCCCCAUGUCCAGGGGCCAGCGGCACUCCCACCAGCACGAAAAUGCCAGCUACUACAGCAGGGACCAGCGCCAGCAGGAGUUUUGCUCAGAAAGGCAUCAGCGGGGCCAGAGGAGCGACUACUAUCACCAUGACGAUAGAGACGGUGGGCGGAGCCGAGACUAUCCUGAGAGACGAAGAGAUGCAUCCAGAGAUGGCCGCUGGAGACGCUACUGACUCAACAGGAGUUCUUUUCUUGUUUUCUUUUAACUUUUUUUGUUUUGCGUUUUUUUUUUUUUAAGUUUUUGGGUUUUUUUUUACUUUUUAAACAAAAAUACUUUUUAUAGACUGAUUAUAAUAAGGGAAACAUGGAGUAAUGUCUGGAGGUGAGGGGUCACAAACAGGUGCUGAAUUUGGCAUAAAGCAGGCUGUAUGUAUUUUAAUUUUUUUAUUUUCCAAAAGAUUAACGCUGCAUAAGAAGUGAUUCCUCACAAGUGCCUGCAAGGUGCUGCAGUUAAACCCCCAAAACAUCGCAAUGGUGGAGUUGCAGAGAUAAUGGAUACACAUCAGUUAUGGUUUGCAUUUUUUUAUUUUUUAUUUUUAAAAAAGAAACUUUAAAAAGCUCUGUAAAUAUGUGCUUUGUACAAGAAAUGUAAAAAUGUGCACUUUUCAGACAUGUACACCAUUUUUGGGAUCCUUUGUUUUAAUUACAUUUUACAUGCAUUAUGUUCUGGCCCCCAAACCCCACAUAUUUUCAUUGUUUUAUAAGUGGAGUCAAUUGAAAUGUAGUAAUAGCCUGCACUAGAAUGGAUAAUUGGAGUAUUUGAAAAAUGUAUUUGAACACAAGAAAAAAAAAAGAAAAAAUCCUGAGCUGUUUUGUCAUUUCUGACAGAAAGCUUUGACCACUGAUAAAUGACCAAGACCGAAUUAUUUUAUAGUUGUGCUUUUUACAAAACCUAUGGAAAUUUGUCAGUCUGUUUCAAAAAGACCAUGUUUAUGAACAUGUGAAAGGUUUGUGUUAGAAAGCUCAGGUAUUUUAAAUAAAUUCUUAUGUUUACGUAA